Messenger RNA from Alternaria atra, 1548 nucleotides. RefSeq lists its product as uncharacterized. The record is from RefSeq and is a predicted model, not a curated record. The transcript is spliced from 2 exons. Lineage: Eukaryota; Fungi; Ascomycota; Dothideomycetes; Pleosporales; Pleosporaceae. The coding region runs from base 1 to 1548 and encodes 515 amino acids.
AUGGAGUUAUGUCGGUACAUCAAGAAUGUGAGACUGAAGAUGGAGGACGGCUUCCAAGUGGGCGAUGUUUUUGGAGUGCAAGACUUACGCCCAAAGAAUGACAAUGACGCCGAGGAGCAUUGGCUACGAGAAACUGAAGUUAGAAGAUCCUGUCGCUAUCAAAGGCGAUAUCAACGCGACGCACAAGUGGGUGAUGAUGAGAAAGCUGAUGAUGAGGCAAACAAAGUGCUUGUCGAUGUGCCAGAGAACUACCAGUGGCUCGGCAAUCUCGUAUCAGCCAUGAAUCACAACCAGGCAUACGCCGACGAUUAUGAUCUUCUCGAGCGAGCUGUUCUCGGAGAAGACGUACUACUUACACCGUGUCUUCUUUCUGCACAUAACUUAGAACGCCUUUGGAUUCGCUUUCCCAGAUCGCAGUUGGACGAAACUCACAGGAGCUUCUUGCUUAACAGUCUCGCCUACAAUGCUCAACAUGGUGGAUUCGCGAAGCUCAAAAUUCUUCAUCUUGAUAUACACCGCAACGACCUCGACUGGCCGGUCAGUAACGCGCUACCAUUUUUUCUUCUUCCGAAUCUGACCGAUCUUACCCUCGGUAAUUGCGGUAAAGUCGUUGGCGGCGGGCUCUGGUCUUUGCCGGAUCAAAUGUACUCUACGUUCAUAGGGAUACCUUGGGUAUGGCCUGUGCGCACUUCUCCCAUCACUAGAUUGUCGUUACUAUCUCCACGUUUCAGCGGUUCUAUAGCGGCAGAGAUGUUACGUGCUUGCAGAGCAAUCACUGAAUUUGAAGUGGUAUUGCCAUACGAGAUGUCACCCUACGACAUUACAUUUUACGAAGAUGUUGGCAUGGCCCUUGUAGAACAUGCCGACACUCUUACCAGAUUAUCACUUGGAGAUCAGUCGGAAAUCUUUGACCUGAACCCCUGGGGAAGACCAGACAAAUUCCGCACGGGUCCCCUCUUGACCUCGCUCACCUUCUUGCGAGCCCAAAUGUACACCCUCUUCGGCUAUGAUACCCCACCUUGGUAUAGUAUGAAAAGCACUCAGACUCUAUUGAAUGCUCUUCCGCCAACGAUUGAGGAGCUGUGGCUUGAUCUCCCCUGCAGGGCAUGGAACGUGGACAUGAGUCCGUACUUCACGGGUCUAUUCGAAGCUCACAAGAACGGGCAAUUUCCUCACUUGAAGCAAAUCUAUAUCUAUUGGUACCAAAGGAUCGAUCAUGCUUUCGACCGCAUCAACUACUACCUCAAGCACCUCAUGGGGAUUCGUCAGGAUGCAUUAACGCUCGCACCAGCCAUCACUUUCGACAUCUUUGUGCGAGUAGAUUGCGGGACUUGGGUUUCUCCUAACACUCAUUGGUUUGAAAAUCUGAUUCCCUAUACACAAUGUUUGCGUCUACCUCCACGAGUGGACUGCACCGGAUUUGUUUCAGAUGCUGAAGAUGGUCGGCGACAUUGCGUUGAAGGUAGUACGUGCCAGGUAUCCCGCCAAACACCAGAGGAGAUGCAAGACGACUUGGACCAUGGCUAUUGGAACACUGUUUCCAGAUGA